Blepharisma stoltei is the source of this 204-nucleotide messenger RNA. Lineage: Eukaryota; Ciliophora; Heterotrichea; Heterotrichida; Blepharismidae. The record is from the annotation of a GenBank genome assembly.
AUGGAAGAUUCGGAAAGUAAUAUUUCCUAUUUUUCUUCCUUUUGUGAAGAAAACGGAGCUUUACAGGAUGGAUUUUUCGAACUUUUACUAUUAAAUGAACUUAUUGAUACAGGAUUACUUGAUAAUUCUGAAUCAGAGUAUGAAUGAAAUGAUAGUGAUACAGAAAAUGUUGAUACAGAUGACAAAAUAUUGGAGUUUUUUUAA